AUGAAGGUGGUUGCGUUAGUCAGUGGCGGCAAGGAUAGCUGCUAUGCUAUGAUGAAAUGUGUCCAAUACGGUCACGAGAUUGUUGCGUUGGCGAAUUUGUUGCCGGCUGAUGAUUCAAUCGACGAACUCGAUAGCUACAUGUAUCAAACUGUUGGGCACCAGAUGGUUGUUAGCUAUGCAAAAUGCAUGGGAGUGCCGUUAUUCCGAAGGCGAAUCCAAGGAUCCACAAGGCAUCAUAGCCUUAGCUACAGUGUGACUCCUGGUGAUGAAGUAGAAGAUAUGUUCAUUUUGUUAAAUGAAGUAAAAAGACAGAUACCCUCUAUCACAGCUGUAUCUUCUGGUGCAAUUGCAUCUGACUACCAACGGCUGCGGGUGGAAAGUGUGUGUUCGAGGUUAGGACUUGUUUCUUUGGCGUAUUUAUGGAAGCAAGAUCAGUCAUUGCUCCUACAAGAAAUGAUAAGAAGUGGGAUUGUCGCCAUCACAGUAAAGGUAUAA
Ilex paraguariensis (yerba mate) is the source of this 495-nucleotide messenger RNA. The record is from the annotation of a GenBank genome assembly. Lineage: Eukaryota; Viridiplantae; Streptophyta; Magnoliopsida; Aquifoliales; Aquifoliaceae.